Cyanidioschyzon merolae strain 10D is the source of this 2052-nucleotide messenger RNA. RefSeq lists its product as hypothetical. The coding region runs from base 1 to 2052 and encodes 683 amino acids. The transcript has a single exon. The record is from RefSeq and is a predicted model, not a curated record. Lineage: Eukaryota; Rhodophyta; Bangiophyceae; Cyanidiales; Cyanidiaceae.
AUGGCUUGCCGCGUGCUCCCCUUUCACGCUUGGUUCAGCGUUUAUGAAGAGAAUGGACUUCGGGAUGAGUCAAACACGAGGAAACUAAGUACAGAGGCGGCUCCCUCUGACAGAAAGUCUCCUAGUUUCCUCGGGGCGAAUUCGGGACGUCCAGUGCCGAUCCUACGCGGACCGGUGUAUCGAAUACCGCCCGCUCUAUUUCAGGCGUUUGCGGUACCUCACAGUGGUCGAUUCGCGCUGGAACCCGAGCAUGCGGAACCUAAAACACGCGUCCAGACUGGGGAUAGUCGCCCUGGUACGAUUCAAGCGACAGUGCUUCAAAAACAGCCUUCUGGGGAAGCCCAAGCACAGCGCCCUGGCAGCAGUGCUGCAGGUGCUUCUUUUGGAGCCCCUCACAAGGCACCGCUCCAACACCAAGCCCUUACUGAGCACCCUCACGGAAACCGAGCCGACCUGCCUCGUACUGGGGCUGAAGACGGAGCAUAUGGUGCUCUCAAAACCAGGAUCGAGAAAGCGCUGCAGAUCAUGCGCGAAGAACUGCAAGAGACGAUUUCUCGUUGCCAACAAUGGUCUUUAGUGCUCGAACAGGAGCAGCUAUGGCAAAUCGGCGAGCCUAACGAUGAUACGGACACAAUGCAGCGAGUAGAAGCGUCGAUUCUUCGUGUCCGUCGGUGGCUUCGAGAGGCGCUCGAAAUCGAGAACGUGUUGCGCGAGCGCUUCUUGCUCCCCGAGCCCAAACCUAGUAAAGCGACGCGAGACGCAGUGCAAGCGCAGGAGCACGUUUCGUCUACCCGCGGCUCGUCGCGCCCUCGCAUGCCAAGGAGCGGGGUAUCAUCGGCGCGUGGCGAAACUGCCACCCUGCCGCCAAGUCGUCGCCUGGCGUCGUCACAGACCAGAGCGACUGUUGUGGGUAUCGAUACGAAUGAUCCUGUGACUCGACUCAGCACGGGGCGGAGCGCUGCAAAGCGGCAUGAAGCCGGGCGGCAAAUGGUGCAGACUGCGGUCGGGGAAUCUCAUUCAGGAUCAUCGGAUUUGCGGGCUCAGCGUUCGCAGAUACUGGAACAAGUAGAGGAUACGGUGAAACGCGAGAUGAUCUUGACGAGCGCAGCGUCCGGAGGCACCAUCGAAGCUGCUCCACUGCGCACGCCAGCGACCAAAGCGAAGGCAGAAGCGCCCAUUCGUACAGCACAUGGAGAUAAGGAGGAAAAGUCCAAAGAGCAGCACUCCGCAAAGCCUCAAAUGCCGUUGACAAGCGCGCUCGACUCGCACCGUGGGCGAAAGACGGAAGCCAGCCAACUGCAACGCACCCGGCCGGCACCCUCUCUAUCUGCUCGCACCCGGUCGCCCGACUCGAGCAGCACCAAGGCCGUUGUCAACACAAACCGUCCGAUACAUGUGCGCGAUGCCUCAGGAGGGAGUAAGGAAUUGCAUGCCCCUGAAAAUGCAACCAACAAAACGAAACGUGCCACCACGAAUACGGGCGUCCAGCAUACACCAGCAGCGGCAAGCGUCGCAGCACAGAGCACAGCGCCAAAAGCGGAGCAUACCGAGGUGCCAGCAGGCUCUUCACCGCCGCGACUGCAUCGUAGCCCGGGGAUUCUGUCUCGGAGACUGUCGCGCUCACCUGAGGCUGCACCUGAGGCGGGUCUGUCUGUGGUAUGCAGCGAGCACGACGAGGCCGAUUCCAGGCUCGACAACAGCUCGGUGACGAAUCGUCCCGCUCGGGUCGCACUGAGGAAGGUUAGCACAGGGCGCUCUAGCCCGCCGACGCCGCAACUGCAGCAGGGACUCGAGCGCCUCACGCGUUUCGGUGCCGCAAGACCAGGACCUGACUCGAGGGCAGCGACCGAGAACGGAGCGCUGUCAGAGGCAGGCUCGCGUCUGGGUCGCGCUUCCACAGCAGGUCCGUCACAACCGUCGGAGGCGGUCUCGUCGACAGCAACAAUUUUAACCAGCCCAGAUGCUUCCGGUUAUCUGCCACGACUGCGACGCCUUCGAGAACGGGUGCAGAAAGCUCGCGCCCUCGCGGAGGCGAACUGGGACCAUGCGUAA